AUGUUCAAACCUACUGCUCGGUUAUCUGGAGGUCUCCUCUGGAAAAUCCCAUGGCGCCUCUCCUCAAAUCAAAAACUCCGCCAACGGCAACGUCUCCGGCGCGUCGACAACAUCGUCAGCAUUCUUGAUGCCGCUCUCCAACGACAAGGUCUCUCCGCCAGCGUCGCCAGCCGCAACCUUCCAACAACCUCCGCCAGCGAAGAUCCCAUCUCCACACAACCUUCCAACACGAAUCUCUCCUCUAGCACUGGCCCAGAUCUUAUCACUGCCUCUGCCGCCUCCCAACCCUCCGUCCAAAGUAAAUCCGCCGACCUCUCAUCCCAGCGCCACGGCCGCGGUCCUCGCGCGGGAGAAAUGCUCCCCGUGCACGAUGCGCAGGGCGUGACCAAGCCCUCUUCAACGGUGAAAUUAUCUGCCGUGGCGCAGGCAAGCUCGACGAUCAAAUUGAUUACGCGAUGGAAGGCGGAGAUGCCGUCAGAGGCGGAGAUGUUGCCGCGGGACAAAUAUUCGAUUUUCGACAAGAAAGUUCGAGGGUUCCGGAAGGGAGUGCAUAAGUUGCCCAAGUGGACGAGGGUCAGCCAGAGGGUGAACCCGCCAGGUUUCUAA
Molecule: messenger RNA, 606 nt
Organism: Dissoconium aciculare CBS 342.82
Lineage: Eukaryota; Fungi; Ascomycota; Dothideomycetes; Mycosphaerellales; Dissoconiaceae
Exons: 2
Coding region: 1-606 (201 amino acids)
Cellular component (GO): mitochondrial large ribosomal subunit
Molecular function (GO): structural constituent of ribosome
Source: RefSeq, a predicted model, not a curated record